UAUACUGUUCAUUGCUAAGGUCCAUUUUGAAAGUGUUUAUUCUAUUCGUCGUGUCCUACCAACGCCUCUUUUUAUCCGUCAUCAUGUUGGAAUCAAGGAAAAGGCCCUUGCCGGAUGACGGAGAGGUUGCUCAAGCAAAGAAGCGGGUAUUGACGAGCACGAGUGGGAGCCCGGAGGUCAAUGGCUUGAGUGCUAAUCACGACGCAGAAGAACCUGCGGACAACCACCAGUUAGAGCUAUUUCGCAAGGAAGCUAUCUUCAGGCGCAUGAAGCAUUACUCGAGAGAGAACGAACGGAAUCAGGCGCGCAUUGCUCAACUGGAGCAACGAAGAAGCUCGUGCGAGGCAGGUCUAGUAGCUAUUGCCGCAUGCUGGAAGCAGUUGGUAGACACUGUUCAAACCCUGACGCCACCGGAGGACCUUCCAGCUGUCGAAGUCGAUACGAAAGAUAUUUUUGACUUGUCACAGCACAUCUCAACUGACUCAAGCCUCAAAGCUGCACUAGAGAAGAACAUGCUUGUAACCGAAAAACUAAUCGCAAGCUUCAUGAAACUCAAUCCGGCCACCUUCAAUGAUAAGGCAUAUCAACGCUGUCAGGCAUCACAGACCGAGUGUGUUGCACUUCGCUCUGAGAUAGCAAUUCUGCAGCGAAGGCUUGACGAGGUUCAGUCAGAGAAGGAGCAACUACACGACGACCUCGUUGCUGCUGAGAUCAAGUUAGACCGCAUGCAAAGUGGCACUGUUGCAGCCAUGAAGACAAAGGGUGAGGCAAAUGAAGAUUCAAACCCGGACCAACCAUGCCCAGCAGAAGGAAGCACCCCAAAUCAUGGGCCAUCAACUUCACCGCCGCCUCAAUUAAAUGGUCAUAGUGAUUCAUCCCUAUCAGAUAUGGAAGCUUUUCGAUUGGAGCUCAAAAUUUCCUCCGAACGUGCAAGUAAACUGGAGGCAGAAAUCAGGACUCAGGCGGAGAUCAUAGCGAAGCUCGAGGUCGAGCGUGCCGCUCCAACAGUUGAAAUGGUCUCUGGGACUGUGCAUUACAAGAUAUUAUCUGAGCGUAGGGAUCAGCUGGAGUACGUGAAAGCUGAGAACGAUAGCAGAAUUGGACGAUUGGACGUCACGAUACGAGAACUGCAAUCAAGUCGGACGCAAUUUGAGGAGGAGACUCGGGCUUCUGCGCAACAAAUGAAUCAAGAACUCAAAGCUGUACUUGCUAAGCGGGAUGCAGAUCUCUCUCGCCUUCGCGACCAACGUGAGCUGCUGCACGCCGAAUUAAAUGAACUUAGAAGUCGUGAAAAUAUAAAAUAUCAGUCAUCUCGGGAGCUCAAGGCCCUCGCCGAAUCACGAGCGGAUAACGCAACUUGAGUCGGAGGUUAGGAGACAUAAAGCGAAAUUAGCUGCGCAUGCCGGUAAUGAAGAUCUCGUGAAGCACUUCUGGGAGGGAAAA
Molecule: messenger RNA, 1443 nt
Organism: Suillus bovinus
Lineage: Eukaryota; Fungi; Basidiomycota; Agaricomycetes; Boletales; Suillaceae
Exons: 9
Coding region: 84-1361 (425 amino acids)
Cellular component (GO): HULC complex; nucleus
Molecular function (GO): ubiquitin protein ligase activity
Source: RefSeq, a predicted model, not a curated record